Acaulospora morrowiae is the source of this 273-nucleotide messenger RNA. The record is from the annotation of a GenBank genome assembly. NCBI's taxonomy places the organism in Eukaryota, Fungi, Glomeromycota, Glomeromycetes, Diversisporales, Acaulosporaceae.
AUGUCUAUAUAUCCCCUAUAUAAAGAAAUUUUUCCACCCACGAAUGUUGAAGAAGUAGUUUGUGCAAAUUUUACUUCGCCCAAGGAUGUAAAUGUUAUAGUUGCACGGACGUCGGUCUUACAAAUAUAUAAAUUUGUUGAGCGAGCUGAAACCAUAACGGAGGAGGCGACGGGGGAGGAUGAUAACAGCUUGCUCCAAGGUUACGAUAAGGACGACGAUCAGGUAGUUGGUUCUGGACAGUUGAAUGGACCAAGGAGAAUCCAGAGAUAUUAG